AUGCGUUGCUUCCGGGAGCCCACGACUCGAUUCGUCUUCGCCGACAGACGGGAGGUCGGCUAUGCAGAGUCAGGUAAGGUAUGGGCAGCAAAGGCUCUGGGCGUCGAGGUUGUGAUGAUCCGUGGCAGCGUGCAUGCGCUGCGGCAGUUAGAGCCAUGGACAACAACGGUGGUGGGGAGCACUCGGCGCCACACAACAGCAGCAGCAGCAGACAUCGACAUCGCGCUUCAAUGGGCACAUGGCAGCCGUGACUUAUUCGACACUCCAUCUGCCAUGUCGCCGACGCCGACGGUGCUCCACCCACUAACACUGCUUGGGUUCCUCCGCUAUGUCCUGACUACCCAGUCCAGCACGAGCCCAACCCUGUUGAUCAUCUGCUCCAGUCAGGAAUCUUUCUUGGAGUACCUUGCUGCUUCAUUGCAGCAGAGUCGCGGCGAGCCAGCCACAGACGAGCUAGAGCGACUGCUUGCGCCUUCGCUCCACAACUUAUUCACGAGCCGACAGGUCAGAAUUGCUUUCUGCCCAUCUGUACAGGCAUUGCUCGCCUACUUGACUGCAUAUGGUCACACUGCGGCUGAAUCCAUAGCUGAGACUAGAUCAAAGGAAAGGGUGGUAUUGGUAAAUCCACUCGCUCUGCACGCAUCAACGCCUUCUUUCUCCGCCCAGGGAUUGUCACGAUGCUUUGCUACAGCGGCUGACGCUGCACUGAACACUGGCGUCCAACUCCAUAUAGUCGAGUGUGAAGGAAACUAUGGGACCUCUGCAGUUCCUGAUGAAGAGGAUGUUGAAAUGGAUGCUGAGCACGAGACCCGGUGCGAAACUAUCAUGGGAGAUCCGUGGGAGCAAGAAGUAUCCAUUCUCAAUGUUUCAGCACGGAGAUUUGGUUCUGGAAGCAGUGGGCAGGCAUGGGCGGGUCGGACCGUCAAGGCGAAGAGGAUUGCAGGGAGAUGGUUUCACUUCGAUCAGCUCGAGAAACAUCAAGCACAUUCGACCCAAGAACGGAACGAGACGUAAAAGGUCCUGAAAAUUUUGAUUCUUUCAAAGCUAUAGGAUCGAUAUCUGGUCGGAUUGGUGCAUCCGUCCAAACGGUCGACCGUCAGCCGUCGCUUCGUUACUUCGUGGGAGCUCAAGCACUCUGGAUAUCCACCGCUUCCAACUAAAAGAGACUGCCGUGUUGCGCCGUGCGACAACACAACCCUUUUCCCAACAUGCGGACUUGGCCGAUUGCCUAUCACCAGUCCUUCUUGAUGUCGAAAGACCACUUGAACUGCAGGUGGACCUGGUCGUCGUCGUCGACAAACUUGGAGAGGGCUGUGUAGUGGCCGCGACCAAGCAUGCCAGAGGGAGCG
Molecule: messenger RNA, 1349 nt
Organism: Bipolaris maydis ATCC 48331
Lineage: Eukaryota; Fungi; Ascomycota; Dothideomycetes; Pleosporales; Pleosporaceae
Source: RefSeq, a predicted model, not a curated record